Callorhinchus milii (elephant shark) is the source of this 1929-nucleotide messenger RNA. It is a transcript of the gene aldh9a1a.1, whose product is annotated as aldehyde dehydrogenase 9 family, member A1a, tandem duplicate 1. The transcript has 11 exons. NCBI's taxonomy places the organism in Eukaryota, Metazoa, Chordata, Chondrichthyes, Chimaeriformes, Callorhinchidae. Gene Ontology annotation, molecular function: aminobutyraldehyde dehydrogenase (NAD+) activity; 4-trimethylammoniobutyraldehyde dehydrogenase (NAD+) activity. The annotation marks the transcript as partial. The record is from RefSeq and is a predicted model, not a curated record.
CUUCUGGUUCCGCACAGACCCCCCCACACCGACAGGUCUUUGCGGUCCCUCCUCUCUGGCCGCCCCCAUGUUGUCCAGGGCAGUCGGGCCGGGGCUGGGGCUGGGCUCAGGCUCAGGUCGGCCAUCCUGCAGACCCCGUGCCACCCGCGCGCCGCCUCCACCGGCACCGCGGAGUUCAAGGACCCCCUCAACUACCGGCACGGGGGCCGGGUCCGGCCCGCCUCCCCGGGGCACUCGGCGGCACGGAGCGAGCAGGUCUACGAGCCAGCUACAGGUCGUGUGAUAUGCAACUUGAUCUGUUCAGGACAACAGGAAGUAGAACUUGCGUUGCAGAGUGCAAAGCGAGCUUAUGCAACCUGGAGCCGCCUGUCUGGAUUGGAAAGAAGUCACAUCUUGCUUGAAGCAGCAAGACUCAUAAGGGAACAGAGAGAAGAUCUGGCGAUUGUAGAGUCUGUCAAUACUGGGAAACCAAUCUAUGAGUCCAGAAUGGAUGUGGACACUGGCUGGCAGGCCAUACAAUACUUUGCUGGUACUGCUGCAACACUGGGUGGACAACACAUUCAGCUUGCGGGAGGAUCAUUCGCUUACACGAGGAGGGAGUCCCUUGGCGUGUGUGUGGGGAUUGGCGCCUGGAACUAUCCUUUCCAGAUUGCCUGUUGGAAGUCAGCACCUGCGCUGGCCUGUGGAAACGCCAUGAUUUUCAAGCCUUCUCCCAUGACUCCUUUAACUACAGUGAUGCUGGCUGAGAUCUACACACAAGCUGGAGUACCUGAUGGGCUGUUCAACGUGGUUCAAGGGGCAGUAGAAACAGGAGAGCUUUUAUGUAAACACCCAGCUGUAGCAAAGGUUUCCUUUACUGGCAGUGUCCCUGUUGGAGUGAAGAUCAUGGAAGCAUCAGCAAAGACGAUGAAACACAUCACAAUGGAGCUUGGUGGGAAAUCGCCGCUUAUUAUUUUCUCAGACUCUGAUUUGGAAAAUGCAGUGACAGGUGCCAUGCUGGCAAACUUUUUAAGCCAGGGAGAGGUUUGCAGCAAUGGCACCAGGGUAUUUGUACAGAAGAAUGUGCUGCCAAAGUUUGUGGAAAAGGUUGUGGCGAGAGCCAAAGCAAUGAAAAUUGGGGAUCCUCUGUUGGAAGAUACCCGAAUGGGAGGACUCAUCAGUCGACCACACCUGGAUCGUGUGCUGUCCUAUGUGAAACAGGCCAAGGAAGAGGGAGCAAAUGUCAUGUGUGGUGGAGAGCCUUUUGUUCCUCAAGAUUCAAAAUUGAAAGGAGGAUAUUACAUGUCUCCCUGUGUUCUAGGAGACUGCAGAGAUGACAUGACCUGUGUUAAAGAGGAAAUAUUUGGACCAGUUAUGUCAAUCCUGCCGUUUGAUACUGAGGAGGAGGUUCUAAAGAGAGCGAAUGAUACUGAGUUUGGUUUGGCAGCGGGGGUCUUCACGAGGGAUCUUGCUCGAGCUCAUCGCAUAGCAGCUGCUUUGGAAGCAGGAAUAUGCUUCAUAAACAACUACAAUGUCAACCCUAUUGAGAUACCUUUCGGAGGUUACAAAAUGUCAGGGUUUGGAAGAGAAAAUGGAACGGCGGCACUCGAAUAUUAUUCGCAGUUAAAGAGCGUUUAUGUGGAAAUGGGAGAUCUGGAAAAAAUAAUCUGAGGUCCGGCAAAAUUUCCUCCUUUAACGUUUGUUCAGCGUGGAGAUCAAGGUACUGUGGCGUGGGAUGAAUGAACAUUUCUAGUCGAUAUCCUAUUCUUGAAAAUUAUGAGACGUUAACCAUGUAUUACUGUGUUCUGAAUCUUCUGAUUUGGCAGUGCGCAGAAAGUUGUGGACUGUGUACAUGGUAUCCUGCAGUUAGUGCAGCUGAAGGCUCAAGUUAUGUUGACUCUGUUUGAUUGCAUUUGGGCCCAUCUAUUAAAUGAUCGGUAUUGUUAUUUA